AUGGCUGAUCCGAAGAGGUACACGCACGAGUACUACAAGCUCAGGAGGCUCACCAAUGAAAUCGACUGUCAGAUUCGUCGACUCUCCUCGGAGUACGGACUUACGGAGGACCAAGUGGCGGAGUUCAAAGAAGCAUUCAUGCUAUUCGACAAGGACGAAGAUGGCACUAUCACAAUGGCCGAACUGGGAGUUGUGAUGCGUUCGUUGGGACAGCGACCGUCUGAAACGGAACUGCGAGAUAUGGUAAAUGAAGUCGAUCAGGACGGCAAUGGCACAAUUGAAUUCAACGAGUUCCUACAAAUGAUGUCUAAGAAGAUGAAGGGUGCCGACUGCGAGGACGAAUUACGCGAAGCUUUUAGAGUAUUCGACAAAAACAAUGACGGCUUAAUAUCAUCAGUGGAGUUACGGCAUGUCAUGACGAACCUUGGCGAAAAGCUAUCCGAAGAAGAGGUGGACGAUAUGAUCAAAGAAGCAGAUUUGGAUGGAGAUGGGAUGGUAAACUACGAAGAAUUCGUGACAAUCCUAACGUCGAAGAAUUAGUUUGCUCAACCUGAAGACCCACCAGCCAGCAGAGGCGUAGAAUAGGAGGAGAUAUGGGAGGGUGAGGAGGAGGAGAAACGAACGUGCGAGUGGACGAUAGAUAAACGGCACUACUAUCGGAAGACGAGGGAGAAGAUAAAGGUGCGAUCGGAUAGAGUGACAGAAGCAACAGCAACGCCCUAAAGGACGACAGUGCUAGUGUCGAGCUAGCAUCUUCUCUUUUGGGUUUGUAAGUUAAAUAGAAGAGGAAAAAAAAACAAACAAAAUAAGUAACAAAAAUACCUGCAAAUAGUGCAAAUGAAGAAGGAAAGAAACAAACAUUACCAGCAGCGUUUUUCUUAAUCGUGCGAGGAAGGACUGUGGGGUUAUGUUGUUACACAAAAAGCGAUUCCGAAGGACAAAUAGACGAUGUUGCGUUGGAGUUGAUUGUGAGAUGAGUGUUUUUGACAAGUUCAUGCGUUAGGCACCUGCGGAUAUACAAAUCACAUCGACACAGUUUGUAGAAUCGAGUUCUUGUACACACUUUGUACUUAUACAUGCAUAUUAGAUUAUUGAUUUGCUCUCGAUUAUUUGUUUGAUCUUUUUUUUUUUUUUUUUUCACCAAAUAGUUUAAAAUUUAGCGAUUACACGUUUACUUAUGCAUGAACAUGUUUAUGUAUGUACU
This is a messenger RNA of Copidosoma floridanum, 1204 nucleotides long. Its product is annotated as neo-calmodulin. NCBI's taxonomy places the organism in Eukaryota, Metazoa, Arthropoda, Insecta, Hymenoptera, Encyrtidae. The record is from RefSeq and is a predicted model, not a curated record. Gene Ontology annotation, molecular function: calcium ion binding. Gene Ontology annotation, cellular component: myosin II complex.